AGUCCUUUAUUGCAAAACACGCGACACCUUCCCCGUCUCGUCUCCGAUCUCGCCCUCGUGACUUCGUCUCGUCUCCGCUCGCCUGCCCCUCCCGAACCCCCGUCGUCGUGCACGACCGGAGCUCACCGCCUCGCCCUCUCCCCCCGAACCCUAGCCCUAAACCCAGCGGCUCUGGUUCGCUGGUGCCGCCCUUGACUGAGCUACCGACCGGCGGGCCAUGGCGACGUGGCGGCCGGCGAUGCUGCUGGUAGCGGUGGUGGCGCUGGCGGCGGCCGCGGGGUGGCGGGCGGAUGCGCUGUCGGUGACCGUCACGGACACCGAGUGCAUCCACGAGUUCGUGCCCUACGAGGGCGACUCCGUCACGGGGAACUUCGUCGUCGUCGACCACGACAUCUUCUGGAGCUCCGACCACCCCGGCAUCGACCUCACGGUAACUUCACCAGGCGGUAACACUGUAUAUUCACUGAAGGGAAAAUCUGGUGACAAAUUUGAUUUUAAAGCUCCAAGGGGUGGAAUGUACAAGUUUUGCUUCCAUAAUCCAUAUGGGGCACCUGAAACUGUUUCUUUCUACAUUCAUGUUGGGCACAUCCCCAAUGAGCACGAUCUGGCAAAAGAUGAGCACUUGGAUCCUAUCAAUGUGAAAAUAGCAGAGCUUAAGGAGGCAUUAGAAUCUGUCACUUCUGAGCAGAAGUACCUAAAAGCGCGUGAGGCUCGUCACCGACACACAAAUGAGAGCACCAGAAGGCGGGUCAUGUUCUACACUAUGGCAGAGUACCUGGCUUUCAUGGCUGCUAGCGCAUUGCAAGUUGUUUACAUCCGGCGCCUAUUCAGUAAAAACGUGGCAUACAACAGGGUCUAGGACACCGUCUACUUCAAGGCAGCAGAAGAUGGCUGGAACAGGGAAUAUGUUCUGUCAUAUUGUAGCUUUUCACCCUCCCCACCCGCUUCUUUGGUGUUAGUCUAAAAAUACUUCUUUUUUAAUUUAUCAACAUGUACCUUUAGCAAGUCUUGUGAGAUGUGAAGCGUACCUGUUGCUGAACAUAAAUCCAUAAUUUAUCUUCAGAGUGUUAAUGUCAAAGAAACAAAAAAAUUAAGGCACGGUUACUGAUGGUUUGUUAUGAAGACUGUAACUCUGGUAUACAUACUCACUCUCUUAUUCUAGCGCAGAUUGGUCCAGUAAAGGAAUGACCUAAACUGGGCUACACUGCCAUUGCAAGGGAAUGAAGGAAUAUGUGAAGUUA
Molecule: messenger RNA, 1241 nt
Organism: Brachypodium distachyon (stiff brome)
Lineage: Eukaryota; Viridiplantae; Streptophyta; Magnoliopsida; Poales; Poaceae
Product: transmembrane emp24 domain-containing protein p24beta3
Exons: 4
Coding region: 218-859 (213 amino acids)
Biological process (GO): endoplasmic reticulum to Golgi vesicle-mediated transport; intracellular protein transport; Golgi organization
Cellular component (GO): Golgi apparatus; endoplasmic reticulum-Golgi intermediate compartment; endoplasmic reticulum
Source: RefSeq, a predicted model, not a curated record